Molecule: messenger RNA, 1743 nt
Organism: Emys orbicularis (European pond turtle)
Lineage: Eukaryota; Metazoa; Chordata; Testudines; Emydidae
Product: protein adenylyltransferase SelO-like
Exons: 19
Coding region: 1-1743 (580 amino acids)
Source: RefSeq, a predicted model, not a curated record
AUGUCCAGGCGCCAUGGAGUCCCCUGGUUGCUCACCUGGGUAGUGCUGAUCUGUCAGGCUGGAUGCUGCCUCCUGGAUUCCAUAGGAGCAGCGGGGAGUUUCAGCCAUGUGCGUCCUUUCAGCAAUAAAUCAAACCUUGACCAAGGUUAUUGUGAAAGAAAAAGAAAAACAAAUAGUUUUAGGGUGUGGAGCCUUUCUUCAGAAAGCCUCAUAGCUACGCUGCCUGUUGAUACUAUUCCAGAAAACUCAAUUCGUAAAGUACGAGACUGCAUUUUUUCAGUAGCCUAUCCUACUCCUUUUAUAUCUAGAGUUCUUCUUGUAGCAGUUUCAAAGGAUGUUCUGGAAGGUAUUUUGGACCUUGAUGUAUCUGUCAAAGAAACAGAUGAUUUUCUCCAGCUUGUCAGUGGUGGGAAAGUGGUUUUAGGGUCUAUUCCUCUGGCCCAUAGGUAUGGAGGCCAUCAGUUUGGUAGCUGGGCAGGUCAGCUGGGUGAUGGAAGAGCCCACUUGAUUGGAGUGUACACAAACAGGUAUGGUGAGAGAUGGGAAUUACAGUUGAAAGGUUCAGGAAAAACUCCAUAUUCAAGAAAUGGUGAUGGAAGAGCUGUGCUUCGCUCCUCUGUGCGAGAAUUUUUGUGCAGUGAGGCCAUGCACUACCUUGGAAUUCCUACAAGCAGAGCAGCUAGCUUAGUUGUAAGUAAUGAUGAUGUGUGGAGAGACCAGUUUUACAAUGGAAGUGUUAAAAAAGAAAGAGGUGCAAUAGUCCUGCGUGUUGCCAAAUCGUGGUUUCGUAUAGGUUCCUUGGAAAUUUUAGCUCAUUCUGGGGAACUGGACUUGCAAAGGACACUGCUAGACUUUGUCAUACAAGAACAUUUUCCAUCAGUAAACAUGAAUGAUUCAAAUAGAUAUUUGGACUUUUUCUCUAGAGUGGUAUUGGAGACUGCAAAUCUGAUUGCAUUGUGGAUGUCAGUGGGCUUUGCUCAUGGUGUGUGCAAUACAGAUAACUUCAGUUUGUUAUCCAUAACAAUAGAUUAUGGUCCAUUUGGUUUUAUGGAGUCCUAUGAUCCAAAUUUUGUUCCAAACACAUCUGAUGAUGAAAGGAGGUAUAAAAUAGGAAACCAAGCAAAUGUUGGGAUGUUUAAUCUGAACAAGCUGUUACAAGCUCUAAAACCUGUAUUGGAUCGCAGACAAAAGCAGCUUGCUUUCCAGAUUCUGGAGGGAUACUCUGAGCUUUAUUAUACCCGUUUUACAGAACUAUUUAGAGCAAAAUUGGGUCUCCUUGGGGAGAGUGAGGAUGAUAACUAUUUGAUUGCAUUUCUCCUAAAACUCAUGGAAGAUACAAAGGCUGAUUUUACAAUGGCAUUUCGGCAGCUCAGUGAGAUUACUCAAGACCAGCUAAAAGAGCUCCGUAUUCCUCAGGAAUUCUGGGCUCUGCAGGACCUUGCUAAACACAAGUUCUUUUCAGACUGGGUUACUAUAUACCUCUUGAGAUUAGGACGUGACAUGGGUGAUUCAGACAGUACAAGAAAAAAAAGAAUGACAGCUAUCAAUCCUAGAUAUGUACUUAGGAAUUGGAUGGCAGAAUCAGCAGUACAAAAAGCUAAAAUGAAUGACUUUUCAGAGGUUCAUCUCCUGCAGGAAGUUUUACAACAUCCCUUUCAGAGGCAAGCAGCAGCAGAGAAAGCUGGCUAUUCACUACGCCCACCUUCUUGGGCCAAAGACCUUAAAGUCAGCUGUUCAUCCUGA